Polypterus senegalus (gray bichir) is the source of this 5378-nucleotide messenger RNA. RefSeq names its product failed axon connections homolog, metaxin like GST domain containing b (gene faxcb). Bases 371 to 1600 code for a protein of 409 amino acids. The transcript is spliced from 6 exons. Gene Ontology annotation, cellular component: cytoplasm. The record is from RefSeq and is a predicted model, not a curated record. NCBI's taxonomy places the organism in Eukaryota, Metazoa, Chordata, Cladistia, Polypteriformes, Polypteridae.
CUCUCGAGAGGCGUUCUGCCGGUCGGGUGGCCGUUGGGCACCUUGGGAGCUCGUGCACAAACAGUCGCACUCCGCUCCGUGCGGCUGUGCGAACACCGCGUCCCUUCUUCUGCUGCCGGUGUGGAACACAAACAGUAGCACCGAAUGACAUCACUGCUUCGCGCUGGAAAACACAAAAGAGGCUGGGUGACGCUGCGAAGGAUGCUGAAAAUGGGACAGAAACCGGCAGCGGAGAGCAGCACGCCGCCUUUCCCUUUUUCACGUCUUGGACCGCAACUGCGCUAGCUUUAAAUAAGAACACAUCGAUGUAUCUUUUAAUGACGCCUAAAAGCCGAGUCUUGCGGAUCUCAGGUGGCCAAACGGACAAAGAAUGUACUGGGGUGUUGGCUUUGCCUCUUCCCGAUCUUGUGUGGUGGAUCUGAGCAGGAAUCAGAGCUUCUCCUUCGGGCUGUGCAGUGGCUCGGAUGAGCACUAUUCCUUUUACGGCUACAUCGUCACUUUCCCCUUGCAAGACUGCAGCAGCAUCAUGUCUGGCCUCGGGUCGGAUUCAUGGUGGAAGAAGACCUUGUAUCUAACGGGAGGAGCGCUGCUGGCUGCGGCUGCCUACCUUCUGCAUGAGCUGCUAGCGGUCAGAAAGGAGCAAGAGGUGGACUCACAAGAUGCAAUUAUUCUUCACCAGUUCUCAAGACCGAAAAAUGGAGUUCCCAGCUUGUCACCAUUUUGUCUGAAGAUGGAAACGUAUUUAAGAAUGGUGGAUUUACCUUACCAGAAUUAUUUUGAUGGAAAACUUUCUCCACAAGGAAAGAUGCCUUGGAUUGAAUACAAUCAUGAAAAAGUAUCAGGCACUGAAUUCAUUAUUGAUUUUUUAGAAGAGAAACUUGGAGUUAACUUAAAUAAAAACCUCAAUGCUCAUGAAAAAGCAGUGUGUAGAGCUGUUACUAAAAUGGUAGAGGAACACUUCUAUUGGACCAUUGCCUACUGCCAAUGGGUUGACAAUCUUCAUCAGACACAGAAGAUGCUGUCCUUGACCGGCCCUCUUAGUGAUGUUCUGAAGUGGAUUCUCAGUCACCUCACCAGAGGUAUUGUGAAAAGAGAAAUGUAUGGUCAUGGAAUAGGUCGUUUUUCCCAGGAUGAAAUCUAUGCACUGAUGGAAAAAGAUAUGCGAACUCUAGCAACUCUGUUAGGAGACAAAAAGUAUAUAAUGGGACCAAAGCUAUCCAGUGUAGAUGCCACUGUUUUUGGGCACCUAGCUCAGGCUAUGUGGACUCUGCCUGGGACAAGGCCAGAGCAGCUCAUUAAAGGUGAGCUGAUCAAUCUUGCUAUGUACUGUGAGAGAAUAAGACGGAAAUUCUGGCCUGAAUGGUGUGAAGAUUUUGAUGACCUCAUAUUUGAGUACGAUGAAACAAGUGAAGACAGCCUGACACCAACACAACUACAUCAGUAUGGGUUGUAUUCUCGAACAGAGACGUUUGAAGAAGAAGUAACUGAAAACAGUUUUUCCUGUUCGCAGACCCCUGAUACAGACUACACUGGCCAUUCACUCUUUGACUCUGAUGUGGAAAUGGAAGAGUUUACAGAUCAUGAGCAAUGCAAAUGCUGACUGAAAAAUAAUAAAACAAACUUCACUACAGUAAAUCAAUUUCUUAAUGCUCCUUCAUCUACAGUUCAGAAGAUAUGUUUUCCAAAUGUUGGUGCUCACUCUCUGAAGAUGUGAAAUUGGAUCAUUAUUGUAAAUGGAUGUUUUUCUCUUAUUCAAAGAAUUUUAAAGGUAUAACAAAGAAUUCAAGAUAAAGAGUAGCCAAUGCAAUCCUUCCAUUUUACCUCCUAAAUUCACUUAGCACCAUUUUUAUAUAUUGUGUGCACAAUCAGGUUCAAUUAUGCUUUAUACAGGACCAAUUUCAUCAAUCUGGUAUGGGGAUGGUGGUGAUUCUGCGUUGUUAAAAAAUAUCUUUUUGACCUUCUUGUUUUGCAUUUAUGACAGUGCUGCCAAAUGUGCUUGUUUUCAGCAUUCCUUACACAAGCCUCUGAAAUUUGUAAGUAAUAUAAAGGUUUGUGGGAGAAACCCAUGGUGCACCUAGAGUAUUGUAUGUACUUCUGAAUAUGACUUCAAGUGAUUCUUAUGAAAAAGAAGCAAACUUUUUUUGGCUAUGUACUUAAAGUAAUGUUUGUGUGUAAAAUCUUUAACUAUUUAAUAGCCAAUACUUUUUAGAGACACAUCUGUAUCUCCAUUAUAUAAAACUUGAGGAUGGAAUUAGUGAAAUUUUAGAAACAGAAAAUAAAGCAAAGAUAAUAAAGGAAGCAUUUAAGUGGUCCUUCCUUUGUAUAUUACAAUAUGUAGGCCAUAUUUCUAUGUAAGUGGUUGGUUACUUACAGAUCAGUUGAUAUGUUGUAAGACUUGAAAGUCAUUUAGAAGUGGAAAAAGCAUGGACACAGAGUGUGGGAAAUUAAUACUGAAGGAAAAUGCUGUUAUUGAUUUAAGGUACAUUUUUGACUGCAAAUUGCUUCAUAUUAAUUGGCAAUAUAUGAAUUGAAAUUCGUGUGCAUCUUCAGAUGUUGUCAGAACUAAGUUAGCUCAGGUAGCCUCUCUUGCAUACAGGACAUGGCUUUUAAUCAGCGAAGAAUAAUUUAAGUAAUAUUCUCAUAUACAGUCGGUGUGUUGUCUAACCUGAAGUUUUGUUAAAUUAAACAGCAUUUAUGCUUGAAAAAUGCCGGUUGUGUAGGAUCACCUGGCAAUGUAGCAUUUUAGUAUUGCUAAUCCUAUCGAAGACUCCUGCACAGUUGAAAUCAUGCUUCAUAUACAAAACUAAAAAAAUCUAAGAGACGGGAGGGUUAGUAGUUCUUUGUAAAUGAAUGGAAAAAUGCAUUUUCUGUCUUGCAAAUGAGCACCAUCCAUCUGUAACUACCUAUUUCAAUUCACUCUCAGAGAGUGUGAGCGCAUCAUAAUAAGCACUACUCUUUGAAUGGAGCAUCCAGUUAAAAACCCUAAUGUAAAAAUACCUAGCCUUUGAUUAAUUAACCUUGUUUAACUGAAACGGCACUAAUAUAUAUUCGGGAAUGAUAUUUCAUAUAUUUUCAAUUUUGGCUUACUCCAAUUCAUGAUCUUGGAAAGCUAAAGGAAGUGUAAAGUUGUAUGAAAUAUCAAUCAAUCAUGUUUCAGAACAGGGUUUUUGUUCUUUUUUAAGCGCUUCAAUUGUGCAUUUUUUCAGGAUUUAAUUUAGAACAAAAUAUAAGCUAUGAGGGCUAUUGAACAGUUUUGUGAAGUAGUAUACAUUAUAUAGAAAAUGUUAUCCUUAUUAUUGACACAAUUAGUGAAAUCUGCCACUAUCCAUAAAGCAAAUAAGAAUAUUUCAUACUUUCCCACAUAAAUUCAACAAUAGUUUCAGGUUUCAGGACAUAAACGAACUAUGUCACUAUAAAGAACAAUAUUCACAUGUAGUGACAGAAAUUCAGAAUUUGUUAAAUAUUAAAAAGUGUAAGUGACAAGACAUUUUAGUGCAUAUAUUCCCAUUAUAAGCUGAAAAUACAUCUAAAGCAUAAUGCAAAAUAUAGUCUAAAAUACACCACACUACAAUCAUUAAAUUAUGGAUAUUUGUUUCAUUAAUUUGUUUGAAUCUGAUAGAAAAAUAAAAAUUGGUUAAGAAAAUUGCCAAGUAACACAGACAACCAUAGCCUUUUAUGUAUAAAGAGCAGUUGAUUAGCCUGGAUGUGAGACAUAAAUGUAACGUUCUCCAGCUGGGAUCCAGAGGACUAGAGCUUAUCCAAGCAGCACUGGAUGUGAGAAACCUUUCACUCAUACAAGGUCAGUUUAAAGUCUGUAUUUGAACAUAUGUUUUUGGGAUGCGGGAGAUAAAAGGAAUAAUGUGAAAUAUCACAAAGGAAAAAGAGCACUGCUAGUCUAACUUAAAAAGUUCCAAAGUGUAUAAACUCUUCUUCAUUUAUAUUUAAUUAUAUUUAUUUUUUCAUUUAUUUCCUAAAUCCAUAAUAUUAUAGUGGCAUGCAACACAAUCAAACAAAUCAUAAUAACAUAACAAAUACAACCAAUUACUUAAAAAUUCAUAUAGAAAAAAACAAAGGAAAACCAGAAAUACAAAGGGGAAAACUAAAGAAUUAUUAUAUUCACAACACCUUUAAUUUGUAGGGAUGCUAUCCAAAUUCAGGGGAAAAAAGGGAAAAUUGAGAUAAAAUAAAACAAAAGAUCAGUUAUGGUUCUUUGUUGUCUAAAAUGGAGAAAAGAGAUUUUUGUUUGAAAUAUUGUGAGUAUAAAUUGAAAGCUGUUCAUGCUAUGCUUUAGUAUGAUAACAUACAGUGAACUCAGUGAGUUAUUUCGUAUUUUUAUAAGAAUUAAGUCCUCUAAUAUAAAACGCCAUCUAAAAAUCAGUUAAAAAGCAAAAAAGGCAUAAGAAAUUCUUAAAAUGGAAAUAUAUAAAAAAUAUAUACAAUUUACCAUAAUAACAUUUAAUCUUUACCAAAAAGAGCAUCUUUAUUAAAGUAUGUACGAUGUAUGUUUUUCAUUAGUCUGCAUAUCAGAAAGAAAGCAAAACCUAUUGCUUGUUUGCUAAGAAAUCAGUUAUUCAAAAAUCAAACAUUUGAUCUUUUUUAUUACAAAGAAGUGCAUGCAUGGUGCAGCAUACAAAAGUAUAGAAAUUUUGACUACUAAAAACUUUGGAUUUUGAAUGUAUCAUAUUCAUAACAAAAUACUUGAAAAAUAAGAAAAAAAGAUUUUUUAAAUACCCUUUCAGUGUCAUUGACAGUCUUUGUUCAGCGUACUGUUAGUCUUUUGUUUUAUAAAAGUUGUGCUUUGGAAUACAAGUUGAUAUUCUCCACCUCAGUAACCACCUCUGUGUGCAACUUUUGUUGUUCUUUCAUUGCCCAUUCUGUAAAAUGGUUAAUGUCUUGUUUAAUGCCUUUUAUUUGUUCAGACAUGGUCUAUGACAUUUUUACACAAUGUUUUACACCAUCUGACGUAUGGUGAAUGAGAUAUCUGUGGUUUUAUGUACACUUCAUCAAAACCUGUUUGGAAUUAUUUCUUGUUAUGUGGCAAGAUUGCAUAAACUUUACCAAAAUAAUUUUAUUGACAUACAGUACAUUCAGUAAGUGGAGGCACAGGAAAAAAAUAUAACUUUUUAUGUUCAGAAUUUUAAAUUUGUCACUGUGUGACUAGGAGAUGUACAGCUGGUUGAAUUAAUUUAAAUUAUAUGAAGCUUUCACUUUAGUUCUAAAGUUAUAAAGGCUACUGGAUUUUGAUGUAUAUUCAAUAGCCAAUUAUUUUAUUGUACUUAAAAUUCCAAAAUGUGCAUGAUCAGUAUAAAAACAAAUUAUGUUGAAAUACUGUAUAUUGAAUGUGGAGGGCCCAGUUCUUUUAUAAAUUUCAAAAUAUG